GGUCACCAAACUACGGCCCGCGGGCCGGAUACGGCCCGUCAGCACAUUUGGCCCGGCCCUCUGAACAAUACCAGAGACGCUAUCGAAUUUUUUUCCUAUUUGGCCUCCAGAAAAAAAAUCCUAGGCCCGGCCCUGUCAAAGAGAGAACGGAAUAAUGGCGAAAAGGUUAGGUAAGAGAAAAAUUGAUUCAGAAUGCAGGGUAUUUAACCUGCAGUGGACAAACUAUUUUUUUUUUGUUCAAUGCAAAGAAAAGGCUGUUUGUCUCAUCUGUCAAGAGACGGUGGCGGUAUUCAAAGAAUACAAUCUUCGCCGACACUAUGAAUCCCGUCACAAAGACAAGUACGAUAGCUUGCAAGGCCAAAUACGAGCAGACAAACUCUCAAAGCUAAAAAGUGGACUACUAUCUCAGCAGAAUACAUUUGUACCCCAAGCUCAGCUGAACCAGGCAUCCGUUCGGGCCAGCUUUCGGGUUGCUAAACUGAUAGCAAGAAGCGGUAAGCCUUUCACUGACGGAGAGUUUGUUAAGAAAUGUAUGUAUGCUGUCGCGGAGGAGGUGUGUCCCGAGAAGAAAGAUGCAUUUAAUGCCGUAAGUCUGUCGGCGAGUACAAUCACCAGACGCGUUGAAGAAAUCGGGAGUAAUGUAUAUGCCCAGCUGCAGCAGAAGACGAAAGAAUUUGACUUUUUUUCAUUAGCACUGGAUGAGAGCACGGACGUGCAAGACACAGCGCAACUGCUCAUUUUUAUUCGUGGAGUUAGCGCAAACUUUGAGAUAUGCGAGGAGCUGGCAGCCCUCCAAAGUCUCAAAGGGACUACAACGGGAGAGGAUAUUUUUGACAAAGUGUGCCAAACCAUGGAGAAGUUGGACCUGGACUGGUCAAAGCUAGCUAGCAUCACGACUGACGGGGCUCCUAGCAUGGUGGGCGAAACUCGCGGUCUAAUAGGACGCAUGAACCGGGAGUUGGAAAAAAGGGGUCUCACCGCCCCGCUACGAGUCCACUGCCUAAUUCACCAGCAAGCACUGUGCUGCAAAGUGUUGAAGUGGGAUUCUGUAAUGACGGUUGUGGUGUCGUGCAUAAACUUCAUCAGAGCAAAGGGACUUAAACACAGGCAGUUCCAAGAAUUCCUGUCUGAACUGGAGUCUACGCACGGAGAUGUGCUGUACUACACAGAGGUCCGAUGGCUGAGCCGGGGCAGAGUUUUGAGGCGUUUUUACGAGCUGCUACCCGAAAUUAACGCAUUUCUUCAUUUAAAAGACAAAACGGUCCCAGAGCUGAUCGACCCAGAAUGGAAAUGGCACCUCGCAUUUUUAACAGACGUGACAGAAAUACUUAACAGCCUUAACUUGCAGCUACAAGGCGAGGGGAAACUCAUUUGCGACAUGUAUUCACACAUAAAAGCAUUUGAGGUGAAAUUAGCGCUGCUUUUGGAACAAGUGAAAAAGCGCAACUUCGUUCAUCUUCCUGCUACCCAAAACCUGUCGACAGAGAACCCAGCGGUCCCGUUCCCAGCUGAAAAGUGCGUGGAAGCACUGGAAAUGCUGAAGGCGGAGUUUGGUGUGCGAUUCAGUGAACUACAUGUUCAUGCAAAAGAAAUCCGUCUUUUUCAGAACCCCUUUGUUGCCGACAUUGAUGAAGCCCAGCCUUCAUAUCAGUUUGAGUUGGCUGAGUUACAGAACUGUGAUGUUCUGAAAGACGCAUUCAAGCCCAACAGUCUCAUUGACUUCUAUGCCGCCCUCCCAAACGACACAUAUCCAAACAUCAAAAAACACGCAAUGAAAAUGUCCACAGUUUUUGGCAGCACGUAUAUCUGCGAGAAAACCUUUUCUCGCAUGAAACUGCUGAAAACCCCGAUGAGAUCAAGAUUGACAGAUGAACAUUUGCAUCAGUGCUUGAGACUGGCUGUAACUAGAAUGGAACCUGAUAUUCAACUUCUCACCAGCCAGAUGCAGGCCCACAGUUCACACUGAUGAACAUACAUAGGGAAGUUGAUGAGAGAGAGCUGCAAACAGCGGUGUCUACAAGCCUACUGGAACCUACAAAAGGAUUAUAAGGAAGGAACACAAGAACUUUAAGAGACUGCUCAUAUGUGUCAGAGAGAUUCUGCUCUGACAACUGAGCUGAACUUUUAUCUGUUAAGAUUGUGCAUGGCACGACAGAAAGUUAAUGUUCCAUGGCUUUUUUUUCUAUGAAGAACCCAGAGAGAGUUAUUUAGUUAUUAUUUAUUUCCUGUUUUUUCUGUGAAGAACUCAGAGAGGGUUAUUUAGUUAUUAUUUAUUUCAUUAAUAGUGUUAUUAUUUGUUUCCUGACUUUUUUUCUGUAAAGAACCUGGAAAGGGUUAUUUGGUUAUGUGUGGCUUUCUGGAAAACAAUAAAUUUUUUAAGCUCCCCUACGAUCGUCACACUUUUUCUGUUACAAACUGACACCGGCCCCCCA
Molecule: messenger RNA, 2432 nt
Organism: Oncorhynchus nerka (sockeye salmon)
Lineage: Eukaryota; Metazoa; Chordata; Actinopteri; Salmoniformes; Salmonidae
Product: general transcription factor II-I repeat domain-containing protein 2-like
Exons: 2
Coding region: 155-1966 (603 amino acids)
Source: RefSeq, a predicted model, not a curated record